This is a messenger RNA of Coregonus sp. 'balchen', 5533 nucleotides long. Lineage: Eukaryota; Metazoa; Chordata; Actinopteri; Salmoniformes; Salmonidae. The record is from the annotation of a GenBank genome assembly.
GGGAAGUGCCUGCUCACACACCGGUGUCUACUGAGUUGCGCAAAACGCCAUUUUGGAGUGACUGAUAGAGAAGCAAAGAUCGAGAAGCCGACUUUCUAAGGUGAAUAUAUCAUACAUCACGUUUGUUUAACAUACAAUAAUGUAUGUUCGAGUGAACUAGAAUCUGACAAAAACGUCCCAUUUUCGAUUAUUGAAAUGACGUCACAAUUAAUCUAUAUCUGACGUUGCGGCAUGGCUAGCUAAUGAUGCUAAGUAGCGAACAUAGCCUCUUCCUUCAGGCUGACUAGUUUUGUCAUAAGAUGAGUAUCAAAUGCGUGUAAAACGAUAUGUUCGGUAAAUGUUUUGAAAUGCCUGAGAUCCCUAGUUUGUUGUUAUGGUUGUCCGCUAACUAGCUAGCUAAGAAGAUGGGCGGAUGCUUAGCAUCAUGCUAAGCUAGCUAGCUAACUAGCUAACUAGUUAGAGCUUUUUAUUUUAGCUUAACCUAGCUAACGUUAGUUGGAAGAUUGUUUUCGGCCGUCCAGUUCUCUAUCCACCGGUUACGCCUGUUACUAUUUUUAAAAAUAUUUAUUUUAAUCAUGAAAUUGUAUGAUAGUUUCUAGUAGAUCCUGAUGGGAAACAUUCAGGCUUAGUUAGCCUUGCACCGGUCAAGAAAGGCCUAGUUAACUUUAACGUAGAUUAAUUCACAAUUGCACUGUGUAUUGAAACUAGGACUUAUAUCAAUAAUAAUAAUAAUAAUAAUAAUAUAUUAUGUUGAUGAUUAUUGUCCCGGAACUCCAGCUACCGAACUCUUAAACCUGACAGGCUCAAAGCAGCUAGCUGUGGGGAGUCAGCUGACGUCAGGAUCCCGUUCAUUGUUGUCGUUUUUGAAGUCGGCUCUGACGUGUUAAAUGAACUGAAUGGCAUCCACAGCCAUACAGCUAGGUAACUAGCUAGCUAAAGUAGUAGGCUAACGUAGGCUGUUGGGUUUGGGAAUAUAUUGGUGGCUUGGAGUUAAUUCCUACAAACGUAUCUGUCCCCUGACAUUUACAUAGCUAGUUAGCUAAAUCCAUUCCAGCAUUAGAAACAUGGUUUGUACGGCCUGGAAAAGUUUUGGAUAAUGAUACAAUCCUGAAAGUUUAGGAAAAGUCAUGGAAAUUCAUUCGAAUGUCUGUUAACGUAAUUUAUUUAGCACCGUUUUUAAAUAUUGUAUCGAUCAAAUAAAAAUCAACAUAUCAGCCAGGAUCGGAAUGACACUUUUGCACGUCUGUGUUUGCCCGCAUAACCUGCAAUUGUGCGAGACAAGUGGGCCGUUACUCAAAGGAGAGAGAGAGACAGUCGGACAUUCCAGCAGCAGGUAGGCCCAUAUAUAGCCUAUAAAAUAUGAUAGAGAACAGACUAAUAACUAGGUAGCCAAUUCAAAACAUAUAUUGUACCCUGUAGUUAACUGUUUAGCUUUUAUUAGCAUGUGUUGAUGUUUUCAUUAUGUCAUGUAUCCCAAAAUGUAACACCCGACACUCGCGAAUAAGGCCAUUAAUUUAAACGAUUAUUUUUGACGAAACGAAUGAUUCACUUUACCAUUGUAUUAGUUGGGAUUCGGUUCAAUCGCGAUGAAUCGAAUGUGAAUCAAAAUAAUAAGUUGUGAAUCGCGAACUGUAAUUUUAGGACCAAAUAUUAGAUGUAGACUUUCUUUUGGAUUAUGUGGCUUCAAAACUUUUGGUAGAUACUUCCAGUUGAUUUGGGCAUCCAAUGUAUGGGACAUUGCAACUCUAUUAGGGCUGAACGAUUAAUUGCAUUCGCGAUAAUAUCGCGAUUUGACUGAACGCGAUUUUCUAAUCGCAACGUGCGCGAUUUGAGGUGGUCACGUGACGCGACUUUUCAUGCUGUCCAGCGCAAUGGCCUCUUGCUCGACGGAACAGUCAGAAACUGACACAGCUGAUACUUUAAUAUCGAAGAGGAACAGCACGUCGGUGGUGUGGAACUAUUUUGGUUUUAAAAAAGAAGAUGCUGAGCAGCGUCAGGUGUUGUGCAGAGCAUGCCGUGCUCCGAUUGCUACUUCACGGGGUAACACUACAAACCUGUUUCAGCACUUAAAAAAAUACCACAAAUCAAUGCAUGACAGUUGUAUGACCAAAAUGCCGAGCAUCAGUGCGCGAGACAAGCCAAAUACCUCAAGACAGGGAUCACUGACAGAAAUGUUCGAAAGUGUCACUCCGUAUGAACGUAAUUCAAAACGGCACGGAGAAAUCACUCGGACAAUAACCGAGUUCAUAGCCAAAGAUAUGAUGCCUCUCAGUCGCAGAGGCAGAGAUAAACAAUUACCUGAUGACUCCUACCAUUGAUGGAGAAGAUGAUCCAUUGGCUUGGUGGAGGGUGCACAAGAUCAGCUACCCACAGUUGUGCACCAUGGCACGCAAGUAUCUUUGUGUACCUGCUACAAGCGCUCCCUCAGAGCGUCUUUUUAGCACAGGAGGGAAUAUUGUGACUUGCACUCGCUCAUCCUUGAAGCCAGAAAAAGUCAAUAUUCUGGUUUUCUUAGCAAAAAACCUGUGAGCCACUGAGAACAGAACUGUUGGAUAAGUAUGGCUGGCAGUGCCAUACUCGUAGUGAACUUUAGUCUGUGUGGUGUGUUAUUGUUGUGUACUUGAGAUAAGUGAGGCUCAUCUAUUUUAUAUUAUAAUAUUCAAAUCGUUUAUAAAAAAUAGUUUGUCUAAAUUAAAAGUGCAUUUCUCAUUUUUUAUUUAUAACUUUAUUUACUUUGAUUUUACAAAAUAUUUUCAAAGCAAAUUCCUUGUUUCAGUUGUGUGAAAUGUUACUGACUUGGGAGCAGUAAGAUACAUACAAUUUAAAAUUAUUUUUUUCUUAAGACUGUACCUUUUGCACACAGUGUUUACAAAGUUCAUGCCUUUGUUUAAAUUAUUUAAAUGCACAGUGGCAAAGCCACAGAUGUUUCUGUAAUGAGCAGUUCAAUAAAAAUGUCAUUUAUUUCAAGUCAUACAUGUUUGAAUUUAAUUCUAACAAAUAGACCCAGCCUAUGGGAAAGAACAUUUCACACUAAAUGUAUAUACUAUUGUGUUGGUCAUAUUUAAAUCAUUCAUUAUGUUUUGUAGGGGAAAAAGGAUAAAUAAAUUAAAUCGCAUAUUAAAUCGCAAUCGCAAUAUUGGGGGCAAAAAAUCGCAAUUAGAUUAUUUUCCAAAAUCGUUCAGCCUUAAACUCUAUAGAUGCUAGUCAACAUGCAAAAUAUGACUAAACUAAAAUGUACAUUUCCUGAAGAAAAUGUGUGGGCUUGCUUCAGCUGAAUAAAAAUGUUUGUAUCCUACCAUAGCCAUUUGAUCUUUGAUAUAUUAAAUGAAUUAAUUAUUUCAAAAGGCAUAAAAUGUAUUUGGUUGUAAUGUUGCAAUUUUAUACAUCAAGGUUAUUUUUUAUUUUAUUUUUAGAAAUUAGCUGCUUAACCGGACCUUGAUAAACUGUCUCUGUGUUUGAGCAAAGCUUGAUCAAAAGCCUGCACACCCAGUAGCUCUCCAGACUGAGGGUUGACCACAUGUGUUUUAUAGAGUUGCCUAACAGGUAUUCUGCUUUGUGGGGUUUAAGUGCCUUGCACAAUGACAGUAGAUGGUACAUGGGAUCAGUGAGCGGCCUACCAGUGUCAAUACCACAUUACACAUACUUUUUAUUGGUCAUGGAAAUUUGGUUAAAAAUCAUGAAAUUCCAUCUGUCAAAAUGUGCAUGAACCCUGUAUAAAUCUAAACGUGUACCAUUACUGAUUUUCUUCACCUUGCAUUCCUCUUUCUCUCAGAUAAAUCACAAUGGGGAAUAUGUUUGGAAGCCUUUUCAAGGGCCUAUUUGGCAAGAAGGAGAUGAGGAUUCUCAUGGUUGGACUCGAUGCUGCCGGAAAAACAACCAUCCUGUACAAACUCAAACUAGGAGAGAUUGUUACCACCAUUCCUACAAUUGGUAAAGACAAUUUUUAUUGAAUGCAUUAGCUUAUCACAAAAAAAUGUCCACUACCACAUUAGGCUACUUAUGGAAUAUGUGCCUCUAUAACAUUCUCUGACUCGUUGUUCUUUGUCCAGGUUUUAAUGUUGAAACGGUAGAAUACAAGAACAUCAGCUUCACAGUGUGGGACGUUGGUGGUCAAGACAAAAUCAGGCCGCUGUGGCGCCACUACUUCCAGAACACUCAAGGUAAGAUUCAAAUCAAAAUCAAAUCAAGUUGUAUUUGUCACAUGCGCCGAAUACAACAGGUGUAGACCUUACCGUGAAAUGCUUACUUACAAGCCCUUAACCAACAAUGCAGUUCAAUAAAUAGAGUUAAGAAAAUAUUUACUAAAUAAAUAAAGUCCCCCCAGAAAAUCUAAAAUGAACACAAGAAAAGUACAUAACAAUAAUGAGGCUAUAUACAGGGGGUACCGGUACCGAGUCAAUGUGUGGGGGUACAGGUUAGUCGAGGUAAUUUGUAAAGUGACUAUGCAUAGAUAAUAAACAGCGAGAAUAGAUGGAGCUUUGAUGAUCGUUUGCAAUGGUGGUCCAUAGAUUGCCUUAUCAUUACAAGAACCAGGGUUGCUUGUCGGAGAACCAGUGUCAUAUUGCCAUCUGUGUACCUCUUUGCAGGGCUUAUCUUUGUGGUGGACAGCAACGACAGGGAGCGAGUGAACGAGGCGAGGGAGGAGUUGCAGAGAAUGCUCGCAGAGGACGAGCUGAGAGAUGCCGUGCUGCUCGUUUUUGCAAACAAACAGGUGAGCUUGGGUACUCGUAUCUGAAUUCUGAAAGCCUUGACUCCUUGUAGUGCACUUUGCUCCUGCUAACAAUUAUGUGAGUGGACCAUACUCAUUGACCAUGCAUACUUUAAUCAUUAUUUGAAUUGCCAAUCCCUUACACUAUCACUGGGCUUGAGUAGGAUAUUAUUAAUUGCACAGUGUUAUUACAGACAGAGGAUAAAUAAUUUGAACCCUGUUGUUUCUCAGGACCUUCCCAAUGCAAUGAAUGCUGCAGAGAUCACAGACAAGCUGGGGCUCCACGCCCUCCGCCAGCGCAGCUGGUACAUCCAGGCUACCUGUGCUACCAGCGGGGACGGCCUCUACGAGGGCCUCGACUGGCUCUCCAACCAGCUGAAGAACCAGAAAUGAUCCGUUCCACCAUUUUAGUUUUUUUCCGUCUGUCUAACACGAUGGCAGCACCGGUUCCAAGCCCCUUGCCCCCUAUAACUCCUCCCUCCCAGUCUUUCUCCAAAAACCAAUUUUUCUGUAUCAAACCUUACUCCUGGGGCUCUAGCCUGUGCUGCUUGUUUGAGUACUGUGUGUUUGCAGUCAGGUGUGUGCGUGCAUUAUGUGUGUGCGUGGUUGUGAAGGCGUCUCUGUGUCUAGCUGGGAUUAGGAGUAACCCUGGCGUGCCUUUAACACCCCUGCUGUGGAAAUAGUGGUCUGGCUCCUCGAGCGCCAUCCCACCCAACCCCACUCUCAGUCAUGCAUGAUCCCCUCUCCCCUCCUCCCCACGCCAAGCAUGGUUUUCACAAGGCAAAGAAUGAGCAGUGGUGUAAACGGUCCUCCUCUCUCUCCUUG